Molecule: messenger RNA, 1906 nt
Organism: Neolamprologus brichardi
Lineage: Eukaryota; Metazoa; Chordata; Actinopteri; Cichliformes; Cichlidae
Gene: eps8l3a
Product: EPS8 signaling adaptor L3a
Biological process (GO): regulation of Rho protein signal transduction; Rho protein signal transduction; positive regulation of ruffle assembly
Cellular component (GO): vesicle; ruffle membrane; plasma membrane
Molecular function (GO): actin binding
Source: RefSeq, a predicted model, not a curated record
GGAAUAACAGCCCCUUUGGCUGUGAUACCAGCAGCUAUGCAGACUCACUCCAGUCCAAUGGUUAUUCCACGAUGGAUGAAGCGCCAUCACGGCUUUCAAAUAUGUCGAGGCCAAGUGCAAAAUCGAUUUACUUGCAGAGGCAGGAGUAUGCAGCAUCAAUAAACAAGAUGAUGGGCAACUUUCAGUGCAGGGUGGAGCACCUGUUCACCUGUGACCUGGACGGGAAGGACCUGAAAAACAUCACAGACUGUGUGGACCGUUUGAACCUGCUGGAGGAGAUGGGUCAUGUGUGGGGUCAGAACAUGCAAUUGGAGGUGCAAGGCACCAAAAUGAUGCUCACAGACAUUGAAAACAAGGACGAGCUGGAGUCGAUGCCUCUCAGUGACAUCCAGGAGUUCAACGCUGUGCUGAACGCCGGGGUGUUUAACUCUCUGCUCACAGUGUCAGUCCAGGCCAGGAAAAAACACAACCACACUGUCUUCAUGUUCCAGUGUGAUGAUGUCAGGGCCGACUAUGUUGAAAAACAUCUCUCACUAGCACUGGCACGCCAGGGACAGAAUUCGGGCAUCAAAAAUGAAGGAGUGAAACCUGCAGUAAUCCCUACACCCAGAGAGCCAGAGCCUGCAGCUGAACCAGCGUGUCAGUGGAGUGAGCCUGACUAUGAAGACCAUUUGCAUGAUCCUGAAAUGUUACUGCCUGAAGAUGAGGAGGAGGAUGAGGAGCCCUUCAUGCGUAAAGACGUACCUCGUUCAUACACGGAGCUGGACAGGAAUGUGGAUAUGUUGAAUCAUAUUUUAAGUGACAUCGAAAUCUUCAUGGGACAAUUAGCUGCAGCAGAAGCUAAAAAUGCAAAGAAGAAGAAGAAGAUGAAGAAGAAGCAAAAGGGGAAAGUCAUGGACAGCAUGCCCUCUCAAGAAGAAUUUGAAGAAUGCCUCCAUAAAAUUAAAUUUGGCUUAAACCUGCUAGGGGAGCUCAAUGGAAAGAUCAACAAUCCCAGUGCUCCUGAAUUUGUCCACUCCUUUUUUGUCUCGUUAAAAUUCGUGGUGUCACACUGUCCUGAGGUUCUGCCGCCCAGUAUUAUUGCGCCGUUGCUGACGCCUCAGUGUAUCCGUCUCAUGAGUGAAGUGGCGUCCACGGAGGAGGACGAGCUGUGGCAGUCUCUGGGAGAUGCCUGGAACAUUCCCAGUACCCAGUGGCCAGAAGAUGAUGAGGACAUCCCAACCUACACCCCGCAGUUCUUCGAUGGCUGGCAGCCCCCUGAAGUCACUGCAGAACCUCCCCCCACUCCACCUCUGACCAGACAGAGGAGUGCACCCAAAUCUGUGGCCAGACCAAAGAGCCCACAACCUGCACCCAGUAAACCUGUGACCAGGCAGGAGGAUCGGCAACCUGCACCCAGUCAGACGUAUGCCAGUUGGAAACCUACACGCUCAAUGGAGCCAAAACCGCGAGAAGUGCGUGUGAAGUCUGACUUCAUUUCAAGAAACCAAAGAGAGCUCACCGUGAGAAAAGGAGAAAUAGUUCAGCUGCUGGACAAGUCCAAGCAGUGGUGGAAAGUGAGGAAUGACAGAGGGGAGGAAGGCUUUGUCCCCAGUAAUAUCCUGAGCGAUAAUGAUCACCAACCUGAUGAAGAGGAAAUUGUGGCCUCACCUGUCCUAACAAAGAGGUCCAAGCCUGCCGAAGUGAAAGCCUGGCUCGAAGACAAGGGCUUCAGUAAAAUCACUGUACGCUGUCUCGGCGUGGUGAGCGGCACUACGCUUCUGGGCAUGACAAGAGAGGAGCUGAAGGUGAUGUGUCCUGAGGAAGGAGGCCGAGUCUUCUUCCAGUUAAAGGCAGUCAGGUCGCAGCUAGCUGCUUCCAGUUAAGUGAGACCAGUGACGGGACAUCAAAGGGGACAGAAGAGGAC